AUGGAUGAAUACAUCAUGCUGAAGUAUAUCCAAGAUCCAAGUGAUAAAAUUACAAAGCUCUUAGACAUAAUUCUUGACAAGGGCUAUUCGUCCUGCCUUGCUUUUUUGGACUUGUUGAAAGAAGACAGUGUGAAUGAGUCCAGCCCAGAGCUCAGGGAGUGGAGAGCAGCAGUGAACAGCUCAGUUCAGGCAGCUUCUAGCACAACUCAGCCUGGAGGCGCCACUAACACUUCUAUUCUCAAUGAAGAUGCACAUAGAAAAGUUGAAAGUGAAAAACUUAAACAGGACAUCAGAAAGCGAUGUGAAACAUUAUAUGAAGGGACAGCAGCAAAGGGGAGACACAACUUCCUUAAUGAGAUUUACACAGAGCUCUAUGUAGUUAAGGACCGGGCACUGAGCAUGGACCAUGAAGUGAUUCAGAUUGAAGCCGGAUCUUUGAGACAUGCUACCCCAGACACUCCAAUCAAGUUCAGUGAUGUUUUUAGUGGCAACUGUAAUGCUAAAAAAGUGCUCACAUUGGGAAUAGCAGGGAUUGGGAAAACAGUCUCUGCUCAGAAAUUUGCUCUAGAUUGGGCUGAAGGAAAAGGCAAUGCAGAUUUAGAUUUUGUUUUUAUUAUUCCUUUCCGUGAGCUGAAUCUUCUACAAGAUAAACCAUAUAGCCUCCAUGGACUUCUUCUUUGCCUUUACCCAAAACUCAAAAAUUUAAAAGAAACUGGCCUUUUUGAUGAUAAAUGUAAGUGUGUUUUCAUUUUUGAUGGACUGGAUGAAAUAAGAAAGCCUGAAAGUCAAAAAUUGAAUUUUGAACAGAAUAAAAUGUCAGCUACAACAGAGAAGGCAGCAGUUCAUGUACUAAUAACAAACCUCAUCACAGGAGCUUUGCUUCCAUCUGCUGUCAUCUGGAUCACCUCCAGGCCUGCAGCAGCAGAGCAGAUCCCCUUAAAACACAUCCACCUAGUAACAGAAGUACGAGGAUUCGUCACUGACCAACAGAAGGAGAAGUACUUUAGGAACAGAAUCAGUGAUAAGGAUCAAGCUAGCAUAAUCAUCUCACACAUUAAACAGUCAAAGACGCUCUACAACAUGUGCUACAUACCGGUCUUCAGUUGGAUCACAUGCUUUGUAUUUCAACAAACACUGGAACGAUGUAACGAGGCAGAGGUCCCUAAAACCUUAACUGAAAUGUAUACUCACUUUCUUACCAUUCUGAUGGACAUGAGGAGUAAAAAAUGCAACAGUCAUCAGAAAGACACAGAGAAACUGCUGGAAUCCAGCAGAACCAUGAUUCUGAAACUGGGUGAACUAGCUUUCAAGCAGCUGAUGAAGGGCAAUGUGAUGUUCCAUGAAAAGGACCUCAGAGAAUGUGGCAUUGAUGUCGCUGAGGCCUCAGAAUAUUCUGGGAUUUGCAAUGAGAUCUUUAAGGAAGAAUCUCUGUUUUACCAGAGGAAGGUCUACUGCUUUGUUCAUUUGACCUUUCAGGAGUUCUUGGCUGCUCUCUAUGUGUUUUACUGUUACAUGAGCAAGAACAUGAAGGUACUGAAGUUCUUUACACCAAGGUACAGAGCGUGGUCUGAGAAUGGUACACUGCAUGAGCUGCUGAAAGGAGCAGUGGAUAAAACCUUAGAGUGUCCAAAUGGACACCUGGAUCUUUUCCUCCGUUUCCUGCUGGGCAGCUCACUGGAGUCCAAUCAGAGACUCCUACAAGGCCUACUGACACACAUACAGAGCAGCUCAAGCAGUAUCAACAAGGCAGUCGAAUACAUCAGAAAACAAAUAGAGUCAGGGCGCUUCACAACUGAAAAAUCCAUCAGUCUUUUCCUCUGUCUGUCAGAAGUGAAUGACCAGUCUCUCUCCACAGAGAUUCAGGAGUAUCUAAAAUCAGAGAAACACUCCAAAGAGAAGCUCUCCCCUGGACAGUGUUCAGCCCUAGCAUGCAUGCUUUUAAUCACAGAGGAGGUGAUGGAUGAGUUGGACCUGAAGAGAUACAACACAUCAAGUGAGGGUUACAGGAGACUGAUCCCAGCUGUGACAAACUGCAGAAAGGCUCGACUAUCUCACUGUAAUCUCAACAUGGACUCCUGUGAAUCUCUCUGCUUUACUCUGAAAUCAGUAAACUCCCCCCUGAGAGAACUGGACCUCAGUAGCAAUGACCUGCGUGACUCAGGAGUGGAGCAGCUCUCUGUCGGACUGAAGAGUUCACUGUGUAAACUGGAGAUAUUAAGAUUGUCUGGUUGUAUGGUUACAGAUGAAGGCUGUUUUUCUCUGGCUUCAGGUCUGAAAUCAAACCCCUAUCACCUAAGAGAGCUGGAUCUGACCUAUAAUCACCCAGGAGACUCUGGAGUGAACCUUCUCUUUGAACUACUGGAGAAUCCACGCUCUAGAUUGGAGACACUUAGGGUGGAACAUGGAGGGAACAUAAGGAUGACACCAGGAUUAAAAAAAUAUGCCUGUGAGCUCACACUAGACCCCAACACAGCACACAAACGCCUCUGUCUGUCUAACGAGAACAGAAAGGUGAA
Messenger RNA from Colossoma macropomum (tambaqui), 2516 nucleotides. Its product is annotated as NACHT, LRR and PYD domains-containing protein 12-like. The transcript is spliced from 7 exons. Lineage: Eukaryota; Metazoa; Chordata; Actinopteri; Characiformes; Serrasalmidae. The record is from RefSeq and is a predicted model, not a curated record. Gene Ontology annotation, molecular function: protein binding. The annotation marks the transcript as partial.